GACUCGCGCGUCGUCAAGUACUCGCCGCACAUCAAGCUCGUCUUCAGCCUCCUCAACCAGGACUCGGCCGCAGGCGGCGCCGUCCUGUCGUGGAACGCCCACGAGCUCCUCUCUCGCCACAUCCGCCCGCUCCUGUCGUCGCUCGCGCCGCUCCACAACUUUACGGUCGAAACCCAGGUGCAGUACUUUGCGCCUCUCGCGGUCCCUGUCCAUCGCGAGCAAGGGCGCGAGGGGGCGCACGUCGAGGAGCACGACCUGCGCGCGUUUGUCAACAACGCCGCUUGGAACCUGGGUCCGUCCUCGCCCUCUCCCUCUCUCUCCUCGAAGACGCGCAUGGAGUACGAUGACUGA
Rhodotorula graminis WP1 is the source of this 351-nucleotide messenger RNA. RefSeq lists its product as uncharacterized. Lineage: Eukaryota; Fungi; Basidiomycota; Microbotryomycetes; Sporidiobolales; Sporidiobolaceae. Gene Ontology annotation, biological process: attachment of GPI anchor to protein. The annotation marks the transcript as partial. Gene Ontology annotation, cellular component: GPI-anchor transamidase complex. The transcript is spliced from 2 exons. The record is from RefSeq and is a predicted model, not a curated record.